Molecule: messenger RNA, 1037 nt
Organism: Cyclopterus lumpus (lumpfish)
Lineage: Eukaryota; Metazoa; Chordata; Actinopteri; Perciformes; Cyclopteridae
Gene: cfl1l
Product: cofilin 1 (non-muscle), like
Exons: 4
Coding region: 126-596 (156 amino acids)
Biological process (GO): actin filament fragmentation; cell motility; actin filament severing
Cellular component (GO): cytoplasm; actin cortical patch; actin cytoskeleton
Molecular function (GO): actin filament binding
Source: RefSeq, a predicted model, not a curated record
UGCUCAUUUACCCCGGCUCCUCCUCUAUGAGUCAACCUGCUAUCCUUCCUUAAUAUGACCCUUGAGCAUGUUGAUUGCUGCCAUUUCUUCUCUGCUGCUUGUUUCCGUCACACAUCAGAAGCAAAAUGUCGUCUGGAAUACAAGUUGCGGACGAAGUGAAGACGAUCUUCAACAAAAUGAAAGUCGUGAAAAGUGACACUGCCGAACAGGAUCGUAUAAGAUUGGUGAUAUUUCACAUCGACGGCGACAUUAAAGUGAAGAAACUUUUUCUGCAGAAAGAUCUGGAAGGCAAGGGGGACAUAUUCAAGUACCUCCAGAGUCUGCUGGUCAGCACUGAGUGCAGCUACAUUCUGUACGACUGCCACUUUGAAACCAAGGAAUCAAGUAGAAAAGAGGAACUGGUCUACAUGAUGUGGGCUCCUGAAACUGCCCAAAUCAAAUCUAGAAUGAACUACGCUUCCUCAAAUAGUGCUAUGGAGCGCGUCGUGGAUGGUGUCAAGCAUAAAUUGCAGAUAAAUGACAUGACGGAUAUCGACCGGCUGGAGUUUACAAAAAGACUUGGAGAUGUAAUCAAACUUGAGGGAUACAGUGUUUAAUUACACUUCCCAACAGGCACAAAUGGUGUUCCCCCGGUUUACCAUGAGGUACAUUUAAACAAGCUUGAGAUGAUAGCAAGAUAUCCAAAAUCAACUUUAGUUUUUUUUUGGUAUUGGUCCAACAAAGCUUAAAGGGAAGGUGUGGGCUCUUAGUGGGUUAGCCUCAUGAUAAUAUAUUGCCUGUCACUUUACUCUUGGUACAUCUAUAUUUCUCAAAUCGAAACUUGCUGUUUUUAUCUACAUGCAUACUGUUUGAAUUCCAGCAUAGGCCAGUACUCACCAUUUCCCUUCCUUGUGUUUAUGUCCACUAUAACCAUAUCCUGUCAUAUAUCCCAUGGACACCCUACUGGAGUUCACAAGGUCAAAAUGACUUGGCCUGUAAGUUUAAGAUGCAUCUGUUUUUCUAGACUGUUACACCUAAAAAAAAAAAAAAAAAGAAUA